Molecule: messenger RNA, 1362 nt
Organism: Recurvomyces mirabilis
Lineage: Eukaryota; Fungi; Ascomycota; Dothideomycetes; Mycosphaerellales; Teratosphaeriaceae
Exons: 1
Coding region: 1-1362 (453 amino acids)
Molecular function (GO): hydrolase activity
Source: RefSeq, a predicted model, not a curated record
AUGGUCAUGAGGCCCACGCAGGAUACUGACCUGGGCUCGCAUGAUGACACCUUUAGCAUCCAUACCGACCUACUCUUCGACCCACAACAAAAGGCCUUCACCGCAGAUACUUCCAUCCAGGUCUCCCGCUCCACAGGCCUGAUAAUCAAAGUAUACAAGCGCAAAGAUGCACUCCCUUCCACCAUCCAAGAACCUGAGAUCGAUCUCCGCGGCCUCUGCGUCCUACCCGGUCUCGUAGACGCUCACACCCACGCCUUCUUGCAUGCAUAUUCGGAGACACCAUCAUUGAACCAGAUGCGAGAUGAGAGUAUCAUCGAACGCACCAUUCGCGCCACUAACCACUGUCGAGCCGCUCUCCUGGCAGGCUACACUACUUACCGCGAUCUCGGGACCGAAGGCGCCGGCGAAGCUGAUAUCCACCUUCGAAAUGCUAUCAAUCGUGGUAUCAUCCCCGGACCGCGAGUUUAUUGUGUUGGCGAAGCCCUCGCCUCCUCAGGGGGGUAUGAGAUCCGGCACGAGAAUGCCAUGGGAGGUGCCUCCGCCCCACGUAUAAGCGACUCCUGCGACGGACCUAUUGGCGUCCGAGCAGGCGUGCGUCGUCGCCUAGGCGCUGGCGCAGAUCUUAUAAAAUUCUAUGCGGACUACCGCAAACGUGAGCUCAGAUUCCCAGGUAGUCAUUGGCCAGGGUGUCCGGAGAUUCAAUUCCCGCCACAGCAGGAAGGCCUACAAGGAGAGCGGAACCCGAAUAUACUUCUCUGGCAGCAAGAUGAGAUGGAUGCCAUUGUUACCGAAGCUAAGGCUUCGCGGGCGGCGGUGGCGGCGCAUGCUAGCACGCCUGAAGCCGUGAUCAUGGCAUCCAAUGCAGGUGUCACGACUAUCGAACACGGCUUCUUGCCGAUGAAAGGAACGAAAGCGAUGGAGACGAUGAAAGAGAACGGGACGAUUUUCGUGCCUACGCUCGCUGUUGUGGAGACAGCCGUAAGUAAGGAGCAGAUGCGGGAAGUCAUGGCCCAAACCAAAGAGGCGUAUGAUCGUGGCAUCAAGCUCGCUUGUGGCGGCGACACAGGUGCCUUCGCUCACGGAGACAAUGCUCGCGAGAUGGAAUUGUUUCUUGAAGCUGGGAUCCCACUUGAGGAGGUGUUGUACAGCGCUACUGUACGCGGAUGGGAAGCUUGUGGUGGGGACUGGUGUGGGAGAAAGUUUGGGUGGGUUGAAGAGGGCGUGGCGGCGGAUUUUGUUGGGUUCAAGGAGGAUUUGCGAGCGAAAGGGGUGGCGGAGGGAGGAGGGCUAAGGAAGGUGGAGUUUGUGAUGAAAGACGCUAAGGCGUGGAAGCAAGAUGGGACGGCGGUGGGGAUGGUAUGA